This is a messenger RNA of Aedes aegypti (yellow fever mosquito), 1151 nucleotides long. It is a transcript of the gene Rack1, whose product is annotated as guanine nucleotide-binding protein subunit beta-like protein. Gene Ontology annotation, cellular component: nucleus; cytosol. Lineage: Eukaryota; Metazoa; Arthropoda; Insecta; Diptera; Culicidae. Bases 124 to 1059 code for a protein of 311 amino acids. The transcript is spliced from 3 exons. The record is from RefSeq and is a predicted model, not a curated record. Gene Ontology annotation, biological process: rescue of stalled cytosolic ribosome; positive regulation of protein phosphorylation. Gene Ontology annotation, molecular function: ribosome binding; protein kinase C binding; translation regulator activity.
CAAACUGUCAACCAACUCGAGCCGAGCUUCCUUCUUUUCUCCGCAGAACGUGGAAUAGUGCGGCACGCAUUCGUUGCCCUUGCUUAUUAAAGUGCAGUUUUUGUGCUGAAGUGAACAAAAAUCAUGACUGAAACGCUGCAACUCCGCGGCCAGCUUGUUGGCCACUCCGGAUGGGUCACCCAGAUUGCCACCAAUCCGAAGUACCCGGAUAUGAUCCUGUCUUCGUCGCGUGACAAGACUUUGAUCGUCUGGAAGUUGACUCGCGACGAUGCCAGCUACGGAAUCCCCCAGAAGCGUCUGUAUGGCCACUCGCACUUCAUCAGUGACGUUGUCCUCUCGUCGGACGGUAACUACGCCUUGUCCGGAUCGUGGGACAAAACCCUGCGCCUGUGGGAUUUGGCUGCCGGAAAGUCCACCCGCCGUUUUGAAGACCAUACCAAGGAUGUCCUGUCGGUGGCCUUCUCCGUCGACAACCGUCAAAUCGUGUCCGGAUCCCGUGACAAGACCAUCAAGCUGUGGAACACCCUGGCCGAGUGCAAGUACACCAUCCAGGAAGAUGGCCACAGCGAUUGGGUUUCGUGCGUCCGCUUCUCGCCAAACCACUCGAACCCGAUCAUCGUGUCGGCCGGUUGGGAUCGCACCGUCAAGGUCUGGAAUCUGGCCAACUGCAAGCUGAAGAUCGACCACUUGGGACACAACGGAUACCUGAACUCGGUUUCCGUGUCGCCCGAUGGUUCCCUGUGCACGUCCGGAGGUAAGGACUGCAAGGCCUUCCUGUGGGAUUUGAACGAUGGCAAGCAUCUGCACACCCUGGAGCACAACGAGGUCAUCAACGCCUUGUGCUUCUCGCCAAACCGGUACUGGCUGUGCGUUGCCUAUGGUCCAUCCAUCAAGAUCUGGGAUCUGGCAUGCAAGACCAUGGUUGAAGAGCUGAAGCCCUCGAAGGCCGAUCCUCCACAGUGUUUGUCUCUGGCCUGGUCCACCGAUGGACAGACGCUGUAUGCCGGUUAUUCCGAUAACAUCAUCCGUGUCUGGCAGGUGUCGGUCUCGGCUCGUUAAGUGUUACUAGCGGAGCUGAAAGAAGUCUUUUACCAUGUAAGAAACAAUUCCGUAAAUUUGUGCAGUUAGAUGAAUAAAAUCUACAACACGAA